This is a messenger RNA of Linum tenue, 1904 nucleotides long. Lineage: Eukaryota; Viridiplantae; Streptophyta; Magnoliopsida; Malpighiales; Linaceae. The record is from the annotation of a GenBank genome assembly.
CUCAAAUCUGUGUUUCAAAUAAUUGUUUCUUACCUUCCCCAAAAACUCUCCCUAGCUAAAGCUAAAACCCUUCUCCCACAGAAAACCCGAAAAAUAGCAGAGUCGAGACCACAGCAGCGGCAAGAAAAAGCUUUCGUGUGCGACGGCUGAUCAGAUUCCGACGAUGAGCGGAGCCUGGAAAGGGACAGUCGGGGCGGUGGAUACCAUCUAUGAAGAGGAAGACCACGAUGUUAACGACGACAAAUGCUCCUCUCUCCCUUCUUCCACUUCUUCUCCGAAUUCAAAACUGGCUUCUCCGUCCCAUCCUCGGCGUGAUCUCAACCUUCACUCCAGAGUCCAGUCCUGGUCGAUGACCACGGGAGAGAAAGCGGACGUCUCAAUAUAUGUACAAGGAACUUGUUUCAAUCUCCAUAAGGGUCCCCUGACUUCGAGGAGCAGCUACUUCCGCCGCCAAUUGAAGGAGCUCUCUCGAGUGACGCUCCCGUUAAACAUAACGGCCGAGACCUUCACCCUCGUCGCGGAAUUCUGUUACGGCGCCCAUCUCGCCAUCACGCCGUUCAACCUCGCCUCGCUCCGAACCGCCGCCGAGCUCCUCGGCAUGACGGCCGUCGACUGCCGAUUCCACCACAACCUCGCCGAGCUCACCGAAUCCUACUUCGAUCGCGUCGUCGCCGCCAAUCGCCCGCUCGCCCUCAUCGUCCUCAAGGCCUCCAUCCGCCUCCUCCCGGAAUCGGAAACAGCCGCCGGCCUCGUCACCCGAUGCGUCGAAUCCCUAGAUCUGGACAGCGGCGGCGACAUGAACGACCUGGCCGACGACAUUUUGCAGCUCCGGGCGGCCGAAUUCCUGAUCGUCGCCGAGUCGAUCCAGUGCCAGAUCCACUGCCACGACGAGCUCUACCUGCUGGUGGAUCUGUACAUCCGGAACCGCGGCCGCGAGAUGAGCGAGGAAGAGAAGACCGAGAUCUGCAAUUGCGUCGACUGCGACAAGCUCUCGCCGCAGCUCCUCGUCCACGCCGUCCAGAACCACCGGCUCCCCCUGCGGUUCAUCGUCCGGGCGAUGCUGAUCGAGCAAUUGAACACCCGGCGCGCGAUUUUCGCCACCAAGACAGGGGAGGAGAAAUCGGACAGAGCGCCGAGUACCGGCGGCGGCGGCGGCGUGACGCUGGGGACCCUCCUCCGGCAGGGCGCGGCGGCUCGAGAGGCGGGGAAGAUUAAGGAGGAGAUGGAGUCCACGAGUUUCAGGAUACGAGGGCUGGAGAAGGAGAUAGAGGGGAUGAAGAAGCUGCUGAUGAAAUCGGAGGAGGACAAGACGGUUCUGGAGAAGCAAUUGAUGCUGGAGAGAUGGGCCAUGGGGGCAGGGGAGGAGAUCGGGAGCGCGGUGGUUAGGGAUGGGGAUUGUCGGUCGGCGAGCUUCCAUUACGGCGGGAAGGAGAGGAAUCGGGUGCAGAGAGGGGAGAGAGGGUCGAGCUCUUUUGCUGCGGGUUCUCGGGGCCGGGUGGAGAGAGAAGGGAAGAAGAAGAAGGGCAGUGGGAAGGGAAUGGGGAUUAUAGAGAAGCUGAAGAGCAAAUUUCAGGGGUUUCAGUUGAUUGGGUCGGAGUGCCGGCCGCAGGGAAGGUUUUCUGGCGGCGAGAAAGGUAACGGAGAUGGGAAAGGCGAGGUGGAUGGACAGACGAUUAAGGUUGCUAAUUCUCACAAGAGGACCCAAUCUCUGGCGUAGGUUGAUGGAUCGAUCGUUAAGAGAUUAAUGAUUUAGUUUUACAUUAAGAGUAGCUUAAAUUUGUUUAGUUUUGGAUUAAAAGACAGGUGAAGUCGCCGGCCGUCUAAGUUUGAAAUACAUGCAGGAUCGGUUUCCACUUAUUUUCUUAGAUUUUUUUUUAAGGGUGAGACAUAAGGCUCAAGUUAGG